AUGAAGGAGGUCCUUGUCCCCGUGCCGGAGUCCGACCUGCACGCGGGGGUGGGCACCAAAGUGGUGGUGACGCUCGGUCCAUCCUGCCAGUCGGUGGACGUCCUCGUCGAGCUGCUGGCAGCCGGCAUGACCUGCGCGCGUGUCGACCUCACCUGGGGACCCGCCACCUUCCACCAGGUGUCCCUGGAGAAUCUAGCAAAGGCCAUGCAUGUCACCGGCCGCCUGUGCUGCGUGUGGCUCGACACCACGGGAAGGGAGAUCACCGUGCGGCGCCCCGCCGAGACCACUGAGGACGGGUGGCUGCACCACGGCACCCCCAUCGAGAUCAAGAAGGGCCAGAGCGUCACGCUGACACCCAAGGACGUACCGGCGAGCGAGACCAUGCUGCCCAUAACGUACCCUGGCUUUGCAGACGCCCUGGACAUUGGGCAGACUGUGGUGGUGGGGCGUUACCUGAGCACAGGCGCUGAGGGCGGCACCCUGCUCCUCGAGGUGACAGAGAAGCAGGACCUGGACAUCGUGACCAUCGCCCAGACCGACGCCAGCCUGGACGGCCUGCUGACGGUGAUGGCCGCCCACCCCAACGAGGCCAACGACGCCGCCUUUGACAUGGCCAUCCCCAUCAUGACCCAGCAUGACGCAAACUGCAUCAAGAAGUUUGGCAAGGAGUAUGAGAUUGACUACAUCUCGCUGUCCUACUGCUCAUCUGUGGAGGAUCUGACAGAGUGCCGCGCUUUUCUGGAUGCGCUGGGCAUGUUCCAGACCAAGAUCAUUGCUAAGGUGGAGCGCAAGCCCGCGGUGCGAAACUUUGAUGCCAUCUGCCUGGCCGCAGACGGCGUGCUGAUCUCCCGCGGCAACCUGGGUCUCGACUAUGACGCAGAGCUGAUGUCCCUGCUCCAGAAGCGGCUGGUGGGGCGCUGCAACCUGCUGGGCAAGCCCGUCAUUGUGACCCGCUUCGUGGACACCAUGGUCAACACGCCGCGCCCCACCCGCGCGGAGGCCACGGAUGUUGCCAACGCGGUGCUGGACGUGGUACGACUGUGCCGCGCGGCCGAGCUCCACUUUGACUACCGCUCCCACCACGAGCUCAUGGUCAACGAGAGCUUUGAUGAGGGGCUGUCGCUGAGCCACCCGUCGGCCUCGGAGGCUGACAUCCCGGGGUCGUACGCCGGCCUGCCCUCCUCCGCCUCCCUGCUGGGCAUGUCCGAGCCAGUGCCGUCGAGCCUGACGCUGGCCACAGGGGUCUCCCAGGCUCCGACCGGCGCCGGCCCGAUGUGGGCGGACGGCGGCUCGCCGCCGCACCCGGCGUCGGGGCUGGGCGGCUCGCCCACGGCGCACACAGUGUCCGCCUUUGGCAGCGUGCCGUCACGCAUCGUGCAGCGGGGUCCGCGCCCCGGCCGCGACGCGGCCUACCUGCAAAAGCUGGAGAGCGUGGCCAGCAACGCCACGCGCACCGCGGAGAAGAUCGCGGCGGGGCUGAUCGUGGUGCUGACGGCCUCGGGGCGGACCAUCAGCUUGGUGGCCAAGUUCCGGCCGCCCAUGCCGGUGAUGGCGGUGGUGGUGCCCACCCUGAAGUCGGACAGGCUGCGCUGGAGGCUGGAGGGCAAGUACCUGGCGCGGCAGUGCCUCACCAUGCGAGGUGUGUUCCCCAUGCUUGCGGCGCCCAUGAGCUCCGGCUCGGACGAUCUGCUGUCUGAGGCCAUCGGCCUGGCCGCUGAAAACGGUCUCUGCAAGCCCCUGGACUAUGUGGUCGUCAUCACCACAGAGCGGGGGGCCCUGGUGGUCAAGAUCGUGCGGGUGGACGAGGCCGGCGAGGGCCUGCUGCACGGCGGCGAGGGCAGGGGCCCACUGGCCCCUGAGCAGGCCGGCAGCUUCACCUCCUCCCUGAUGAGCCCCGGUCUGAGCAACACGCUGUCUGGCAGCCUGGCGGCGGGGCAGCGCACCAGCCCCUUUGGCAGCGAGGGCGGCAGCCCCUUUGCGCGGGGGGUCCCCAGCCCCUUUGGCGCCGCACCAGCCGCUUCCGCCGCUUUGACUCAGGGUGCUCACCACCCCACCAGUCCCGGCGGGCGUGGCCGGCGCCGUGCGCACCAGGCACCCUCCUUCCUGGGCGCAAUGACGGAUGCAGACGCAAUCAGCGCCUUUGCCCGCGCCCAGCAGACGGCGGCGCACGGCUCUGUGGAGCCACGACUUCGCACGCUGUCGGAGCUCUGA
Auxenochlorella protothecoides is the source of this 2211-nucleotide messenger RNA. RefSeq names its product Pyruvate kinase. Gene Ontology annotation, cellular component: cytoplasm. The transcript is spliced from 15 exons. The coding region runs from base 1 to 2211 and encodes 736 amino acids. Gene Ontology annotation, molecular function: potassium ion binding; pyruvate kinase activity; magnesium ion binding. Gene Ontology annotation, biological process: glycolytic process. Lineage: Eukaryota; Viridiplantae; Chlorophyta; Trebouxiophyceae; Chlorellales; Chlorellaceae. The record is from RefSeq and is a predicted model, not a curated record.